GAGCUAUCUUGGUGAUUUUAGAUUCCCUAUAGGCAUGCAUUCUUCAGAUCCUGAUGCCAUUCCUAUACUACUCGAGCCUCCGACUUCACGAGCAGGUCUUUCUUCGAUUGAAAAACUUCCUGUUGAAUUGCUGACAGAUAUAGCGCUCCUUCUUCCCUUGAACACCUUUAUCGCUUUUCCUGCCUCGUCCCGAAGCCUUCGUUUCCAGCUUUGGGGUUUCGCUUCAGAUCGCGAUGCUAUGGUUCGCAAGUGGAUCAAAAAUAUGGCACCCUGGUAUGAAAUCCCACGGGACGUAUCCUCAGCAGCAAAUGAAGAUAAAAUGGGGUGGGCAUAUUUGAAGAGAUGCACGGAAAGUGGGUCGAUGAGGAAUAGGCGGCGGAUUUGGUUGACUGCAGAGCGUAUCGAAAAGUUGGCAGAUAAGACGGGAGUUUGAGACUGCCUCUCGUCUGUGUUUGAUCGCUAAAUGGGUGCUGAGCACAAGAUUACCCCGCCUUCACCUUCCUAUAGCUACUGCAUAACUGGUAGGCUAAUGUAGUAAGUAGGUCAUGUGUUCUGCAGUGUCACGGCGUAUUUCUAACAAACUCACUUCUGGAUCGCGUCAUAUUCUCACCACGGACCUUUAUCAAAGCAUUAUCAAUGCUAUUUUGUUUACAUUGCAUCCUAAGACUUCUUCACGCUAGAUACGUUGAAGUAAACAUAAAGCGAUCAUGGCUGCUAACUUUUCCAGUGUCCCGAUACUUGAUUUUGCUCUUGUCUCUGAUCCGGCAAGGAAGCCAGAGUUCAUCUUGCAGCUGCGGCACGCUCUCAUCAACGUCGGUUUCCUCUAUCUGAAGAACCCACCUGUAGCACGAAAAGAUAUCGAUGCCCUGAUCGACUACAUACCCCGUCUGUUCGCUCUGCCCCAACAGGCCAAAGAUAGCAUUCGUAUGGCCAACUCUCCUCAUUUCCUUGGCUACUCCAAGCUUGGUGCCGAAUUCACCAAGGGGAAGACUGAUUAUAGGGAGCAGUUCGACUUCGCGACGCCCCAUGAAACGCAGUGGCGACCUGGUGCUCCUGAGUACCUCCGGCUUUGGGGCCCAUCGCAGUGGCCUGAUGAGGAUCAGUUGCCUGGCUUCAAGGACACAAUGGAGCGAUACCUGGCUCAAGUCCAGUCGCUGAGCUACGAUUUCAGUCGCUUGCUUGCUGAAGCAUUUUCUCUGGCUCCCGACGCUCUCGCCCACUUUUAUGACUCAGACGAGUUCAUGCAACAUCGCGGAAAAGUUGUAAAGUACCCUGCCAAUGAUGGCUCUCUAUCUGAUCAAGGAGUCGGGCCUCACUAUGAUGCAGGUUUCUUAACCUUCCUCUUGCAAGCUUCUGCGCAUCCUGGCCUUCAGGUGCAAAAUCUAUCAGGGGAAUGGAUCGAUGCACCUCCCAUCCCUGGGACCUUCGUGGUGAAUAUCGGGAAAGCGCUUGAGUUUGCCACCCAGGGCUUGGCGCGUGCUACGUCCCACCGUGUCCUGUCCCCGCCCAUAGGGUCGACUCCUCGGUACUCGGUCCCCUUCUUCCAGAACAUCAGUUUGAAUGCUCGCCUUGUUGAUGAGGUGCUUGAAUUCCCCCCCGAGGUUUUGAAGCUGAAGGAACUGAGAGGCGAGGCGGCUGCUACUGACUCUGUAAACUUUACCGAGUUUGACCGGGAACCGUCUGGAAAAGUUAAUCUUAUUGGAAGGGUCAAGAGCCAUCCGGACGUUGCAGAACGCCACUACCCUGAUCUGUUCAAGCAGAUAUUUCCACAGGGCCUACCUGCUCAGGUGUCAGCCUACUAGGCAGUCCGUACUUGACACUUCGCAUAAGCUAGUUGUGCACCUGAGGUGAAAGUGAAGUGAACUUGUGGCUAAUUCCAGGUUUGUAGAAAUCGCAGAAGACAAUUGUGGUUCGGAAAUCUGGAACAUAUGCGUUCGGAAAUAUAAGACUAGUAGAUCUAACAUGUGCAUGGUUGAAUAAAUAUACAAUGUAAUAAAUCGUUCUAUGAAACGGUGGGGUAAAGUAAAACCCUUAAAUAAAACCAUUCAUGUCCCAGCUCAAAUCACACCCUUCCUUUCCACGUCCUCCACAAUGCGAGGGUGCCACAGCACGCAGCGAUAGCUGCUCCACUGCUCAACCAGAACGUCGGCUGCCAACAUCUCACGCCCUCACAAACACCUCCGCCUUCAGUAUUGUGUUCCGCGACAAAUGCGUACAGGUAGGAAAAAGAUGGGGUACCAAGGAAGGGUGCGUAAGUGAGAAUGCCGUAGUUUCGUCCGAGGUUCGAGAGACCCCACACGGAUGA
This is a messenger RNA of Serpula lacrymans var. lacrymans S7.9, 2305 nucleotides long. RefSeq lists its product as uncharacterized. NCBI's taxonomy places the organism in Eukaryota, Fungi, Basidiomycota, Agaricomycetes, Boletales, Serpulaceae. The transcript is spliced from 8 exons. The coding region runs from base 708 to 1802 and encodes 364 amino acids. The record is from RefSeq and is a predicted model, not a curated record.